Molecule: messenger RNA, 2289 nt
Organism: Pollicipes pollicipes
Lineage: Eukaryota; Metazoa; Arthropoda; Thecostraca; Pollicipedomorpha; Pollicipedidae
Product: protein MTO1 homolog, mitochondrial
Exons: 16
Coding region: 445-2289 (614 amino acids)
Biological process (GO): tRNA wobble uridine modification; tRNA methylation
Cellular component (GO): cytosol
Molecular function (GO): flavin adenine dinucleotide binding
Source: RefSeq, a predicted model, not a curated record
CGCCUUCGACGUGCAUAUCUCUAAUAAUAACCUAACAUAUAGGCGUGCUUUAGAAUAUGCAUAGGCAGUCUCUGUCAGAUGACGUUUGAAGUUGAGUUAUUUCAAACUUAGCUUCGUGUUUGUUUUGACCAAAUUGGACGUGUUGAUUCAAUAAGCAGACAUUACUAUGAAUGGUAUGUGUAGUAAGAUUUAAGAUAGCUGUUGGUAAUGUAGUCCAGUGCCCAUCUUCUUAAAUUCGGUUUGAAUUUUACCACAGGUAUAGGUCUGUGUCGUCUUUUGCACACCGUGGGUCGGAGGAGUCGCCACUCUGGUGCCCACCACCCUCCCGCAUAUGACGUCAUUGUGGUGGGCGGCGGUCACGCGGGCACGGAGGCGGCCGCGGCUGCCGCCCGUCUCAGAGGUCGCACCCUACUCGUCACUCACAAGGCUUCCACCAUUGGAGAAAUGUCUUGCAACCCUUCAUUUGGAGGAAUUGGAAAAGGCCAUCUUAUGCGAGAGAUCGACGCAUUAGAUGGCCUCUGUUCCAAAAUUUGCGAUGUUUCCGGAGUGCAGUACAAGGUGCUGAACCGGAGCAAGGGGCCGGCCGUGUGGGGUCCGCGCGCCCAGAUCGAUCGCCAGCUGUACCGGCGCCAGCUGCAGCGCCAGCUACUGGCCACGCCCGGCCUGCAGCUGCUCGAGGCCGGCGUGGACGACCUGCUGCUGGUCGACGGCGAGCGGCCCGGCUCGGCGCGCUGCCACGGCGUCCGCACCGCGGACGGCCGGGAGCUGACGGCGGCGGCGGUGGUGCUGACCGCCGGUACCUUCCUGCGCGGCCAGAUCAGCCUGGGUGCUCAGUCGUGGCCGGCCGGCCGCGCCGGUGACCAGCCGGCCAUCCAUCUGGCGCGUGCCCUCGAGCGUCUCCAGUUUCGGAUGGGUCGCCUAAAAACCGGCACGCCGCCUCGUGUGCUGAAGCGCAGCAUCGACUUCAGCCGGCUGGAGGCCCACGGAGGCGACGACGUGCCGCAGCCCUUCUCCUUCCUCAACGACAGCGUCUGGAUCAAGGCCGAGGACCAGCUGCCGUGUCACAUGACGUAUACGACGUCGGAGGUGGGGAACAUUGUCAGGCGGUCACUCGACGAGAACCCACACGUCAAGGAAGAGGUCAACGGCCCCCGCUACUGCCCCUCCAUCGAGUCCAAGAUACUCAGGUUCGGUGACCGGCAGCACCAGGUGUGGCUGGAGCCGGAGGGACUGCCGGCCGAUCCGGACACGGACCUCAUCUACACGCAGGGCCUGUCGUGCACCAUGGCCGAGCCGCUGCAGCUGGAGAUGCUGCGCCAGCUGACGGGUCUCGAGCGCUGCCACAUGGUCAGACCCGGGUACGGCGUCGAGUACGACUACAUCGACCCGCGCGAACUGCGCUCCAGUCUGGAGACCCGCCGCGUGCGCGGCCUCUACCUGGCCGGACAGGUGAACGGCACCACCGGCUACGAGGAGGCCGCCGCUCAGGGCCUGGUGGCCGGCGUCAACGCGGCCAGACAGGCGCGCGGCGACACACCCAUGCCGUUGGAUCGCACCGACGGCUACAUCGGCGUACUGAUCGACGACCUGACGGUGCAGGGCACCAACGAGCCAUACCGCAUGUUCACGUCGCGCGCCGAGUUCCGUCUCACGCUGCGGCCGGACAACGCCGACCUCCGGCUCACCGAGAGAGGGUACCGGGCCGGCGCGGUAUCGGAGCGGCGGUACACCCGGCUGUGCGCCACACGGGCCCGCCUGGAGACGGUAACGGCCGCGCUCACCGAGCACCGACUGCCGCUGGCCGAGUGGAGACGCCACCUCCGGCUGCCCGCCGGCUCGUCCAACGACAGCAAAACGGCAUUUGAGCUGUUAGGCAUAGGGAGUGAAAAGGUGGAGCUGGCGCGCAUUCUGAAGGCUUUCCCCGAGCGGUACUCCUCGCUGGAGGACAGCUGCGAGCCGUGGGUGCAGGCCAGGGUGAAGAUCGAGGCUUUGUAUGAAUCGGCCAGCGCCGCCCAGCUGGCGGAAAUGGCCGAGGUGCGCAGGGACGAGGGUCUCGUGAUACCGGACGACCUCGACUACACCAGCCAUCAAAUGACCCUGUCGUUGGAGGAGCGCGAAAAGCUGAUGGCCAGCCGACCCCAGACGAUCGCCGCCGCCAGCCGCAUCUCGGGCGUCACGCCGGCGGCCGUCGUGCGCCUGCUACAGCACGUGCGCCACUUGCUAUCAUGUGCGGCGCGGUGUCGUAGGCCCACCAGUCUAGGAAGUGUGGCUGUACUGUGGCGACUGUAA